Molecule: messenger RNA, 4750 nt
Organism: Mus pahari (shrew mouse)
Lineage: Eukaryota; Metazoa; Chordata; Mammalia; Rodentia; Muridae
Gene: Bivm
Product: basic, immunoglobulin-like variable motif containing
Exons: 10
Coding region: 1455-2960 (501 amino acids)
Biological process (GO): nucleotide-excision repair
Cellular component (GO): nucleus
Molecular function (GO): DNA endonuclease activity; single-stranded DNA binding
Source: RefSeq, a predicted model, not a curated record
UAGCGGAAAUCCUGCCAGGAGUUCACCCCCAACUACUUUCGUCCCUUCCCUCCGUCCCUCACCUUCCCUCCUCCCUUCCCCCUUCCUUCCUUUCUACUUUUUUCAACUUUGGAGCACGGCUUUCUGGCAACCCUUAACUACUACAGUUGCGCAUCUGGCAUGUCUGGAGUCACAGCAAAGAUUUCCCAACUUAUAUUUUGUCCAAGGUAUCCACCGCAAACGGCAGGUAUAUAUUAAACGCUGAAAGGGAGGUAGGUGUUAUCAAUGAUACCCAAUCACUCGAUGUCAAGGUCCUGGUGCUAUUCUGGUGCGCUCAAUGGGACGAAAGAUUCUGGGCCUUGGGUAGGAGACUUGAGGAUGCAGAUCUGGUGUUGUCUUGCAGCACCAGAGUUCCGGGACCCAACAGGAACAGAGGUAUUCCCCAGCGGAGGGCCGAGCCCAGGCACAGCGGUGCGCUCCGCCUCUCCGUUGAGCCGUCACUGCCUCGUUGCAGGACAACCCCCACCCCCGCCGCGCCCCUGGAAGGAUCUGGGUCGAGCUGAGUCUCUGAGGAGAGGUGUAAGGGAUAGAAAUCACCAGAACAAAGCUCGGCCUGGGGGUGCAUCCGUGGGUAUCCCUGUACUCUCUUCAGGAGCGGGUCUCCACGCUGCGCUAGCGGAUCCCAGGCACCCGGCCUGCAGUGGCCAUUCUCUCUUUGCACCCUCGCUUCUCGGCCAGUGAGGUCAAGAGGAGUAGCAGGCUUUGUCCUCCCUCCACGGGGUAAGGGGCGUGGAAAACAUAGAUCCCCCGUGGCUCGGUGAGCUAAAGUCGGCCUGGUUGUGAGCCAAGGCUAGGGGAUUAUUUUUUUUUCCCCCGCUAUUGUUAUUAUUGGUGAUAUACUCAUUCAUCGCGGCCUCCCCUCCCAGCUCUCGGGCUGUCACUGCCUGCGUGCCACCAGCCUCUCCAGCCCCUAGCGCGUAGGAAGCGGCCCCCUACAGGCCUGCGCGCUCCCCCUCCUGGCGAGCCUUUUCUUCCGGCUGGGAGUGAGGGAGCAGGCCGGGAGGAGGUUAGAAGGCUUUAGGUCUGGUCUUGGCCGGUGAGGACUAGGGACGCCUGGCACUGGGUUGACCACCGCAGGACAGUUGUGGGAACCCGGCACAGUAGCGCUGCAGCAGUUGCACUUGCGACGCCCCUGUUCUCCCGGUUCUCCUCCACCUGCACCUUUGUCACCUUCAGGUGGCUUCAGAGCCUCAAAGAGGGGGCAGUGGGAAGUCUCUUGGCUCCUCAGAGCCUGAACUCCAAGAGAGCAUCAUGUGCUGCAUGAAUCUCUACUCACAGGAUCCCAUUUGUCAACUCUCAAGCUCUUUUAGAAUCCUGUGAACAUUUGCCAAAGUUUUUUUUUUUUUUUUUUUUUUUUUUUUGAAAGAGAGGGUUGUGGCUUCUUCCUAGGAACAGAGACAUCAGCAUUUGCUCUCAUGCCUAACGCCACUGAAGCUGGAAAAGCCACUGAUUCUGGACAUGGUGAGCACACAUCUGAGAACAAGUCACCAGAGGAGAGUCUACAAGGUGCUGUACCAUCUUUCUACACAAGUGCCUCAGGAGCACCCGUAGGCCCCCGAGGAGAUGGGCAUUAUCCAUCGAGUUGUCCAGUGACUCAUACUCGAGAGAAAAUUUAUGCCAUCUGCUCAGAUUAUGCCUUCCUCAACCAGGCAACAUCAGUCUACAAAACUCCUAGCCUAGCCCACUCUGCUUGCCUCCCUGAUAACACCUCUCUUUCUGCUGGAAAUAGUACAAGAUACAUUGGAAUCUCAACUAGUACAUCAGAAAUAAUCUGUAAUGAAGAAAAUAACUUGGAAAACUUAUCCACUAGCAUGGGCAAGCUACCUCUAGCAUGGGAAAUUGAUAAAUCUGAAUUUGAUGGGGUGACUACAAAUUUGAUACAUAAAUCAGGCAAUGUAAAGAAACAAUUUUCCAAGAAGAAACCAUCGGAUAAAAAAGGGCGGCAUCAGAGGGAAUGUAUCCACUAUUCUCCUCUUGAUGAUGUUAAACAACGCAAAGUGUUAGACCUUAGGCGAUGGUACUGCAUAAGCCGACCACAGUACAAGACUUCAUGUGGUAUCUCCUCAUUGAUUUCUUGUUGGAAUUUCUUAUACAGCAUAAUGGGAGCUGGGAAUCUCCCACCUAUUACCCAAGAAGAAGCAUUACAUAUUUUGGGCUUCCAACCCCCAUUUGAAGAUAUUAGGUUUGGCCCUUUCACUGGAAAUACAACACUCAUGAGAUGGUUUAGACAAAUUAAUGACCACUUUCAUGUGAAAGGAUGCUCUUACGUUCUAUAUAAACCCCAUGGAAAGAACAAAACAGCUGGAGAAACUGCUCCAGGGGCCUUAUCAAAGUUGACCCGAGGAUUGAAAGACGAGUCACUGGCUUAUAUCUAUCAUUGCCAAAAUCAUUAUUUCUGUCCAAUUGGCUUUGAAGCAACCCCUGUGAAAGCUAAUAAAGCAUUCAGGGGGCCCCUCUCUUCACAAGAAGUAGAAUACUGGAUUUUAAUUGGAGAGUCAAGUAGAAAACAUCCUGCCAUUCACUGUAAAAGAUGGGCAGAUAUUGUCACUGAUCUAAACACUCAAAAUCCAGAAUUCUUAGAUAUCCGACAUCUAGAGAGGGGGCUGCAGUUCCGGAAAACAAAGAAGGUUGGAGGAAAUUUGCAUUGCAUCAUAGCAUUCCAGAGACUCAGUUGGCAAAGAUUUGGCUUUUGGAACUUUCCAUUUGGAACCAUUACACAAGAAUCACAACAUCCCACACAUGUCCCGGGAAUUGCCAAAUCUGAGAGUGAGGACAAUAUCUCUAAGAAGCAGCAUGGGCGCCUGGGCAGGUCCUUCAGUGCAAGUUUCCACCAGGACUCAGCAUGGAAGAAUAUGUCUAGCAUCCACGAGAGAAGGAACAGUGGCUACCACAGCUUUAGAGAUUAUAAUGGCAAUGACUGACCAUGCCAAAACUUAGCCACUGGUGUUACCCACACAGCUGUUAUGUACAGGACUGCAUUAGGACAUCAGCUGGUUUUAUUAAGUCUAUCAAUAGGAACAGAUUUUGUUACAAAACAUACCCUGUAGUUCUCUAGUUAAAAAGGCCUACAUAGGAUUACUAUGGUUGGCUUCAAAUAUAGAGGCAGGUAAGCACAGAAUUCUGCCCUUCUAAAGUUAAAAGUAGAUAAGCAAUCUGGACAAAGGGUUUCACAAAAUCCAAUACAAUCAAAACGGCUUCAAAGCAAAAACAAAAUGCACUUAACAGCAUCGAAACUUGAACUACUUAAGCAUGAAGCAAUUUAUUGAAACUUGACCCCUAGUCAUUUAUUACAGAUACUUUAAUUCCUAAGGCAUCAUCUGUCCUUAAAAAAUGGGGGUGGUCAAGGUCUAGUUUUUGCUCAUGGUUAAAACUAAUUUAAAAUUAUCUUUCUAGUCUAGUUGUUCUUCCAGUGCUAACAGUAUACACCUCACAUUGUUGCUUUCCUGAAUAACUCUCAGGAUUCUCCAAAAAGAAGCAGAAAAUACUCAAGAAACUGACAUUUUCUAAUAGGUGCAGAUGGGUGACUUAGGUCAUUGAUCCUGAUACUCUUGACUUGGCACGUGGUUGUGAAAUAGUUACAAGAAGAAUAUAGGUCUGGAGCGAAGUCUGAUGUUCUAGAACAAACCUUGUUUCAGGGAUAUAGUUACAGAGCACUUGGCAUCCAAAGUUUCUAUAUCCACGGUAAUAUGUGCUGUGAGAUGUCACAUUUGACUUGUUUCUUAAUGGAGUCAUGUGUUAACAACAACACUGAAGACAUGUUGGCAAUGUCCAGCUCAUUCUGAGGAAAACUUUGUAUUUUCAACUCUGAGCCGUUUCCUUUUGUGAAACAUCCAAGCAAUUAGGUGUUUAAAGUGUGUGUUACAUAUUUUGGAAGUGUGAAUCCAAUACUUGAGCUCCUCUUUAGCUGCUGUUCUUUUCCUUUUGCUGCCAAGGUGUGACUCAUAUGCUGUUAUUUCAUGUCGUAGGUUUAUUCCAGGAUUCAAAUCAGUAACUUGGUGAUUACAAGGUGCUGAGUAUGUUGGAACCAUUGCAAUACACCUCAAAGGGAGGUUUCAGAUUUUGACUUUUUAAAAAAAAUUUUCAUUUUUCUCUUGAAUUUCAUAUCCAUCUAUCCACUCAUCUAUGUUUAGCCUACAGAAUUACAAAAUAGUCCUGUUUCUGAAGAGAUUAUUUAGCUUGAAAUGUAAAGGACUGAAAGAUUUGUAGGUGUUGAUUUUGUUACUUCACACUGGAACUUUGAAAAUGUUUUCAUCAAAUAAAGUUUUGUUUUCUACUUUUAAUCCUAUCAAUUUUAAUGUCUAUGUUUAAGUUAGAGUGUAUUCUUGUAACCGUGUGAAGCAUAUAAUAAUUUGUUAAUUCCAUGUAAUCAGUGUUAUAAGAAACAUCUUACAAUUUUUAUAGUCUCUGAAACAAUGUGAAAAGUCACUAACUUCCACUCCAUGCUUGCUACUUUUCAAGUACUUGAACACCGAUUCUCUAACACUUCACAACGUGAUUUGGAAAUUUUCUUAUAUUAAUUUCAAAAAAACAAGGUUGGAAUUUUUGUGAUUCAAGCAUAUUUUCAAUAUAAACUGUUUUUAAUAGUUCAAUUGAGUAUUUCAAAGAAAUAGGUUUGAAGAGCUAAGAGGAAAGAAUACAAAUGCAAAAUAAAAUAUAAACCUUAAGAACAAAGUGACAGCUGGGAAAAUAAGAUGAAUUUAUUUCCUGUAUA